AUGUCUUUUGUAUCUUCUUCCAAAAGAAUCCAAAAGGACGCCUCUGACCCUCAUGAGCCAAAGCAUCAUACGCCUGGCGCUGCACGAGGAGGACGGUCAGAAAUCCCAACCCCAACAUCCGAGGAGACACGCUUUGACGGACUUCUUACUGUACAUGUAGCACAACCAGAAGGCCGUGCCUCAGCGUCAGGGAGGCCGAGAAGUGAUCAAUCUAAUAUCACACAAUCUGCGCGACCAGGAAGCCCAUUUACAGCAUCUAAAAAGCCUCGAAUCACUGAGCCCCAAUCCGCAACAGCAGGGCCAUCAACCUCGUCGAUCUCGGCCUCGGAAGACGCUGCGGUUCCUACAUCUGCAUCUACACAGCUCAUGGGUGGUGGCGGGACAACUGACACAGGAUACAAUUUCGCUGGAGGAGGUGGCGCUGGAUCUUCUGGAAGGGCAACGACACGAGACUGGUUGACCGAGCUCCCACACCGGACCAAGUCAAGCCGACAUAUGUAUGCUGCUAUGGACAUGAUCGUUGGGAUGGCAGUAGCUGCACCUGAUGAGAACAACAGAGGUGCCGAAGUCUUCCCGCUCUUCAAUGGGCCCACGCCUCUAUCUUCCGAAAAGAUCGCGGAAGAAGUUGGUGUCUCAAGCUCUACAGUGUCCCGGUCGAAGGCCGAGGGAAUUGCGGCUGGGAUAGGAAGUGCAGGAAUAUCCCACGGUACGUACGACACGCAAGACAAACGCGACCAAGUUUACGCCCUUUUCAACGAAGGUAAGUCGUACAGGACCAUUGUGACGAUAGCAGACGUUCCAAAACACGUAUUGGAACGAUGGAAGGCCGAUGGCCUGGCCGCUGGACGAAUUAAUCCUGAAGCAACUUAUGAAAGCCGCAUAGCAAUCAGCAGGCAAAAAGUUAACCAGCUGUACAGUCAGAACGAAAAGAUAUCUCUCGCAGAGGUUUCGCGGGAAACAGGUGUACCAAAAACAACGAUAAGUAGUUGGAGGCGCAAGAAGAUUGAAUCCGGAAUCACAAAUCUUGAACCGAGCGGCUCCAAGAGCUUUGCUGAUAUUCAAAAUAAGUCUAAAAGGGCUGAGGCUUACGCUCUACUCAUACAGGACAAGACUAUGACCAUAAAAGAGGCUUCAAAGAGGGUAGGAGUUACAGAAUCUAUGGUACACCGGUGGAAGGCCCGGGAUGUUGCCGCUGGCACGUUGCCGCCUGGGCUAGAUGUCCAGCGUUUUCGAAACCGUUAUGAACCCGAAAAGAGGAAAGAAGUCCAAGACCUGCUUCGUCAGAGUUUACCAGUCAAGCGAAUUCACGAAAUCACAGGAGUAGGAAAGACUACAAUUUGGAAAUGGAAGGCAGGGGAAGACGCGGCAGGACCAGACAUUUCAGAAGAAGGUGCAUGUUCUGAAUAUGAAACUUCUGCAGCUCCAUCGUCUAAUCUUCCAAAGGAAUCCGGAUAUUCCUCAGAUGCUUUGGUACAUAUCCCUAGAAAUAUGGCGCCAUAUCUUGGUGAUAUCCCCUUUGAAGGCAGUAUUGGGCUCACUAGGAGAUAA
Messenger RNA from Endocarpon pusillum Z07020, 1548 nucleotides. RefSeq lists its product as uncharacterized. Gene Ontology annotation, molecular function: DNA binding. NCBI's taxonomy places the organism in Eukaryota, Fungi, Ascomycota, Eurotiomycetes, Verrucariales, Verrucariaceae. The transcript has a single exon. Bases 1 to 1548 code for a protein of 515 amino acids. The record is from RefSeq and is a predicted model, not a curated record.